UUGUGUCCACUUCUUUGAGAAACUAGCAACAACCAAAGUUUAGUUCUGUUUCUACUCUUGAGCAAUGAUGCAAAAAAUUGUCAUAAGAGUACAUCAUAACUGCAAGAAAUGUCAAUCAAAAGCCUUGAUGAUUGCUGCUAUGUCAACUGGAGUCAACUCGGUGGCACUAGAAGGGGAGAAGAAAGAUAAAGUGGUGAUAAUAGGAGAAGCAGUAGAUGCAGCAGGCAUUACCAGUUUAUUGAGGAAGAAGGUAGGCCACGCCAGCCUGGAGCUUGUCGAUGAAGUCAAGUGAAGAAGAAGUCGGAGAACUGAGCUGCAUU
Molecule: messenger RNA, 320 nt
Organism: Solanum tuberosum (potato)
Lineage: Eukaryota; Viridiplantae; Streptophyta; Magnoliopsida; Solanales; Solanaceae
Exons: 3
Coding region: 65-292 (75 amino acids)
Source: RefSeq, a predicted model, not a curated record